Morone saxatilis (striped sea-bass) is the source of this 3904-nucleotide messenger RNA. RefSeq names its product NIPA like domain containing 4 (gene nipal4). The record is from RefSeq and is a predicted model, not a curated record. Gene Ontology annotation, cellular component: membrane. NCBI's taxonomy places the organism in Eukaryota, Metazoa, Chordata, Actinopteri, Moronidae. Gene Ontology annotation, molecular function: magnesium ion transmembrane transporter activity. Gene Ontology annotation, biological process: magnesium ion transport.
AUGACACCGAGCUGGUCUCUGUGUGCCGGGCUACAGGGCGGUCCGGGUGUAGACAUCUGGUGGAUUCAGUUUGUUGAACAUAGACACUCUGAGCUCGUUGUUUCUGUGGAUUAUUUCCUCAACGGAGCAGCACGAUGCGAGAUGUCCAGCUCAAUAAUGAGACCUGCAGGAACGGGUCUGUGGUCCGGCUGUGGUGCGGCCCUCAGUCUGCAGUCUGUCUGUUCACCGGAGGUCAAACGCAGAUCUACACACACCUGGACAACAGCACUCAUACAACAGGUUUCCUGGUGUACAUGUCGGUGGUUUUGGUUCUCUGUGCGAUACUCGUGCUGUAUUUCUCUCCUCGGUUCGGUCGCACCAACAUCCUCAUCUACAUCAGCAUCUGCUCGCUGCUGGGAGCCUUCACCGUCUCCUCCGUGAAGGGCCUCGCCAUCGCCAUCAACAGCGUGUUUGAUGAUAUUUCAGUGCUUGCUAGUCCUCUCACCUGGAUCCUGCUCUUCACUCUCAUCGUCUCCAUAGUAACACAGGUGAACUACCUGAACAAGUCUCUGGACACCUUCAACACCUUGCUGGUCUACCCAAUCUACUACGUCCUCUUCACCUCCGUGGUUCUGUCCACCUCCAUCAUCCUCUUCCAGGAGUGGCGGAGCAUGGCGGUGGUGGACGUGGUCACAACACUGGGCGCCUUCCUGGUCAUCGUGGUGGGCGUGGCCAUGCUGCACCUCUUCAAAGAGCUGCAGGUGACGAUGAGGGAGCUGACCAGUCAUCUGUCUCAGCCGGUGGAGAGGGAGGGGCUCACAGAUGAGAUUUCAGCCAGUCCACGAGCAGAAGGAGAUGGAGGAGAAGGAAGAAGGAGGAAUAGAAAAGAGGAUAAAUACGGACUGAUGGACAACAUGGUGAUAGAGAGUCUGCCUCCUAUGAGAGAGGAGGGGCCGAGAGUCUUCAUCAUCAGCUGAGAGAGACCGAAGAAGAACACAGGUUUGUGUUUCCUGUCUGGACGUUGGAGUCCAGACUCACUCUGACUGAUGUUAUAAGCACUUUUUUAAAGGUCCAGUCCUCCACUUUGACAGUGUUCCAGUUCACUAUUGAGGUCCAUCAGCUUUCAUACAAAGAAAUAAUAUUUAACUGGACAUACUGUGCAGGUCCUGGACAGAAAUCUGAGGGAAAUUGACCCCAUUUACACUUUACUUCUUGGGCAGAUUGGAUUACUAUUGGAUCUGUAAAAAGCUGUAAAUGCAUCCAAGAAGGAUUCCCUUCAAUUUUAACUCUACAAUCUGCAACAUGACUACAAAGAGAAUUAAAACCACUUCAAAGAUACCGAAUGACAAUAAAGAGCCAAAAAUAAACUACACACAGAUGCAGAAACCUACAAAGAGACAUAAAACAUUUGGAAGUGAAAGAAAAUGUAUUAAAUGAAAAUGAAAGUGUAUUAAAUCAUGUCUGGAUGGUGUCCAUAUAUGUGACAUUUGAAAAGAUAUGUGUAAAUGGGGCCACAGUCCAUUAUUAUUUGAGAAAAUAAUAAGAUCUCCUGCUACACCUUCAGAUCGCCUUGUUUCAUUUUCCUCCUGAAGGCGGCGAGAGAUGUGUUCUGUAAUGUGAGAAAACGUUUUAUAUGUGAAUAGUUCAUUUCAACUACCAUUAGUAACUAGCUUCUGAUUUCCUUUAUGCACAAUUUAAACAACUUUUGUUUGUUAUUGUUGUCAACAAAUCUCACGCAGGAACCAAAACCAAAGCUGUGUUUGUCUCUUUAUACUUCCUGGCUGCUCCACGCUGUCUGUGGCAGUCUUUAAAAAUACCGUGUGUAAUGUGUUUACAGUAGCUGCGAACUAGGGAUGCUACCCGAAACCAUGUUCUGAAUUGAGAUCAGUUGUGAAUAAAUAAUAACCUGCAGUAUUUUUUUAGGUCACACACACAUGCACAGACCAGGCAGUAGUGUAACUUGAGAGCAGAGACCUCUGAAGUGUGGUGACCUUUAAAGUCAAGUCGACAGUUCAUCAAAGUCCACUAAUAAGCAGGAAAUAGACCCCAAAAUUCUUUAAUACUUUUAUUUAUUUCUUGUCUCAGAUGGAAUAAAACUAGUCAUUUCGUCAACAGAUACUUCAAACUUAAAAAAAUGUAUGUGUGAACAGGACAAAGUAUAUUCUCAGGAUAAAACCAGAUUGAUGAAGGUGUCCAAGAUCAUGAUCCUCUUUCAGUUUCAGGUGUCACACGGAGGCCCCUUUUCCACAAAUUGGUUCUUGAACCAGCUCCUGGAUUCUCUUGCAGCCGGACAUCGUAUUUAAAGUAAAAAGAUUUUUUUUUAAAUCUACAAAGAGAGGGAGAAGAUCAAAACAACAAUAUAAAUAUUAACAAGCUCAACAAGCUAAUUACAUAUAAGUUAUAGAAACACCUUAAUGUGGAGGUCGAUACCGAUGCCGGCUCCCCACUGGUGGACAAGGACUGUGAGAGGGAUCAGAUUUUGGGCAGGAGGGUAAAUCUGUGAAUUAUGGCCUUUAGAUUUAAUUAGGGUUGUUCCGAUACUAAUACGAGUGUCAGAGAUGCCUCCGAUACAGCCUUAAAUGCUGCAUCGGGUUUUGGAUACUGAUCUGAUAUUACGAAAUUGAAUAGCUUUCAAACGCGACCUCGCUACUUUCCAGAAGUGUCACGUGUGCCGAUUUUUUCCCAGAAAGGCAAAGUUAUGACUCACUCUGAAAUACUUAUAUGCUUACCCUAAUCAACAAAGGCAACAAGUACUAGCCAAUCAGAGGCAGAGAAAGGCGGGUCAUAUGUGCUCUGCUGGCACUGGGCACUCCUGUUUUAGGGAAGAGUUGAUUUCCGGCAUCGUUAGCCAAAGCCAGCUAAAUAUAAGUCAAACUACGUAAUAAAAGAAAGUUCAUGUAUUGGCCGAUACACAGAGUUCAGAUAUUGGGAAGAAGAAAAUAGUACCGGAACAUCUCUAGUUUUAAUAAAGUGUUUCCUAUUCAUUAUUUAUCAUUUUUCAUAGCUUUUGUACUUUUACUUUAUGAUAGAACUGCGACUCUUGGUUGAAGACGUCUGGCUCUAAGCUAAUUUAGCCUGGCUAGCUAAUGUAGCUUUUCACGGCUGGACGGACAUGAAUAAAAUAACAGUAACGUUAAUUUAACCGCUGUAAACAAUCAAUUAAUUGUUGAUUUUGAUCAUUUCAUGGAUUUGUUGACAGUAAUAAAACAGACUGUUUGGGAAACGCUGGAACAUUUCAAAAAGAUAUCUCUCCAUUACACUUUAUUCAUUUUGUUCAUUACCAUUUCAAACCCUGUACAGACUUGGAACAUAUCUUGUAAAAUUAUUGAUAAUACAUAAUAUUAAUGAUCUUAUUUCUGACAUCACUGUAAAAAUGUUGAAUAUUUCUAUGCUAACUGGUGAAAGUUCGUUUGAACAGUGUUGUAUUUCUAUCUAUUCAUUCCUUGACUUUGUUUUUAUUAUGUAUUUAUUUUUAUUCUCACAGAGAGUUUGAUUUUAUUUGAAAGAAAAACCAUAUCAGGAGGUCAGACUUUGGUUGGCAGAGCAGAGUGAGACGUCUUUGCUUCUUCUUCUUCUUCUUUGUGGAUGUUUCUGUCUGACUUUAUGUUUCCAUUGUUUCUGUCGUCUCUGCUGAUGACUGCAGUCUAUGACGCAGGCGGACAACACAAACUGUGGUACAUACUGACCAUCAUUUAGUGUUCGCUGUUAUAUAAGGGAAAAUACAAAAACACAUACAUUUAUGUUUAUUAUCUAAAAUAACGGGUGGAUGUAAACAGCCAAAUAACACAUUUAUAAUAAAAACAAAACAACAAAUAGAUGCAAAAGGACGACUUUUUUGGCCUCAACCCUGAAUAAUGUGUGACCCUGACGACACUGAAUGAUGAUCAGUAAUGAACUGUAUAGUGUGUGUGGGUGUGCGUGCUGU